AGCUACCGCACCCAAACACAAUAUAUUGUAAGGCCUGGUGUUGGUAGUGGGUAUUGGCGUCUGAGCGGUGGGAGCUGGGCCAUCGGGGCAGCGGACACCAUUUUCAUAGCUGGGAUCGCGGCCGAAGGGGGCGAGGACAGCAGUGCAUAGCUGGUGCGGUGGCCAUUGCGGGGACCGGGACAGCAGGGUUUAUAGCUGGGACAGCACUUCGAGGCUGGGACAGCAGGGAGGGUUUAGAGUUUUAGUUUGAUAUGUCUGGAACGGAGGAGGACGCAACUCUGAGCGCGAGGUUGGAUGAGGCGCUACGAGCUAUAGAGGAGGCCAAGGCUGAGACGAAGGAGGCCAAAGCUGAGACGGAGGAGCUUAGGGCAGCACAGCGGCGGUCUGCGGGUGCACCUGCCGGCAGCAGCUCAGGAGGCGACGGUCUAGUUGCUCCUGGAGGGGCUUCAUCUGCACCGGUGAGGCCAAUGUGGCCAGGCGGGGUGAGUCAUGAUGGCGGUACUGGGGUGCCGGGCUUGCCUCUGGGAGGUACAAUUGUCAGAACUCCUGUGCCUAGAAUCCCGCCUAAUUGCACCGCCGACACUUUUCUCAGUUGGCGGAGACGCUUUCUGGCCUACGUGGACAACCACAAUCUCCAGCACACAAUCUUCGGCAGUGCUGAGGUUCCCGUUGUCAGUUGUCAGGAUGAAGGAUACUUGACACGCCAG
Messenger RNA from Ectocarpus sp. CCAP 1310/34, 707 nucleotides. Lineage: Eukaryota; Phaeophyceae; Ectocarpales; Ectocarpaceae. The record is from the annotation of a GenBank genome assembly.